Symbiodinium necroappetens is the source of this 990-nucleotide messenger RNA. The record is from the annotation of a GenBank genome assembly. Lineage: Eukaryota; Dinophyceae; Suessiales; Symbiodiniaceae.
AUGAACAUAACAUUCCAGUUCUGGAAUGAUUCGUCGUUCGAGUCCUACAACCCGCAAGCGCAACAAACUCUGUACCAGAGCCUCCUGCAGAAUCCGCGCCCUGACGAGGUCGAUCUGCCACAGUCCCCUUAUGUGAUCUCCAACUUCAACAAGGUGGAGCACGGAGGAGCAUCGCAGAGGAACAAGAAGAGUGGCUUCAAUCGGUGGGUCAGGAUCCGACCACCCUAUCUGCUCCCCGGAGCCCAGCCCUCUGCCGCUGCCUUUGCCCUUCCGCGUGACCUUCGCUUCUGCUUCGAGGAGGGGAGAGAUGGCUCACAGUUGGUGCCCUUUUCCGAGGAGCUGCAAAGCGAGCUGAAGCGAUUUCUUGCCUCGAGCCCUCGCCCUUCGGAGGUCUACUUCGUGGCGAAGCAUUCCCCAUACUUGCUGUCGGGAAUGGACCAGAUACAGGACCUCCAGAGCGACUCGCUUGCACAGGUCAAUCUGAAGACUGGCUUCGUGCGGAGGGUGAGGAUCACGACGGGUCCUAUCCCACGCGUGCCACAGCGGCCGUACGGAGGAGCAGCUUCCAGCCAUGUCCCGCCGGCCUUCUCCGGCACAGCGUCCGGAGGUAGGAGCUUUCAGAAGCGAAGCUUCCACCCUCCAACUCCUGCCAGGGCCAAUUCCAACUGCUCCUUCUCUGUGUCUUCUGCGGCUUUCUUCUGCACCGUCGACGGGAGGAGAGAAAGGUUGAAUGAGGCUGCCUCGAGGCUCCUCCUGAGGCAGUGGAUAGCAGCAGAAAGACCUUCAGAGGUGGAUCUUAAGGAGGACGGCGUUGUCGAGAACUUUGAGGUCUUGGAGCAAGGCAGAGCCACUCUGAGAAAACGAGGCAGAAAAACUCGGCUUGAGGUGAAACUACCGGAGCCUUCCUCGGGAACUUUGAGGCUGCCAGAGGACUUGGACGAGGCUGAGGCGCUUGACAUGAUGUUGACGGGCAAGGCCUUAACAGACCAG